Messenger RNA from Sturnus vulgaris (Common starling), 1540 nucleotides. It is a transcript of the gene CHGA, whose product is annotated as chromogranin A. Gene Ontology annotation, cellular component: chromaffin granule. The record is from RefSeq and is a predicted model, not a curated record. Gene Ontology annotation, biological process: negative regulation of catecholamine secretion; defense response to bacterium; negative regulation of insulin secretion. NCBI's taxonomy places the organism in Eukaryota, Metazoa, Chordata, Aves, Passeriformes, Sturnidae.
GAUCUUCAGCCAGGGCACUGGCGUAGAUACACACGCUCCGUGCUGGUCUGCCCCCAGCACCUCGCCUGGAGCUCCCACGCCACGACAGUCUCGCCCUCUGCCCCUUUCUCCCUGCCUCCAUCCCGCCAGCACCAUGAGCCGGCCAGAACUGCUCGCCGUCCUGCUCCUGGCCGUGCCGGCCGUCUCCCUUCCUGUGACAAAUGACAUGAAUAAGGGCGACACUAAGGUGAUGAAGUGCAUUGUAGAGGUCAUCUCUGAUACUUUAUCUAAGCCAAACCCCCUGCCGAUCAGUGAGGAAUGCCUAGAAACUCUCCGAGGAGAUGAACGAAUUAUUUCUAUCCUUCGCCACCAAAACUUAUUGAAGGAACUUCAGGAAAUUGCUGCUCAAGGUGCCAACGAGAGAACUCAGCAGCAGAAGAAAAGCAGUGGCUUUGAAGAUGAACUUUCUGAAGUCCUUGAAAGUCAGAACGACAAGAACAAUCAGAGAGAUGCAACAGGGGAGAGUGCUGAAGAGGAGCAACCCACAGGGUCCCUGGCACCACAGAAGCCCCAGCAAAGUGAAGACUCAAGAGAGGAGGGAAAAAACAGCCUGGAGGAGAGGGAAACCAGGCCAUGGGAUACCAACCCUGUUGAAAAAGAGGAUCGGGAGGAAGCUGAGAGCAAUGACAUCAGGGAUACAGAGGAUACCCAUCGAAACAAAGUUUUGGACAACCACAUUGGCAAAAAUUUCAGUGAGGAUGAGCAGCAGCAGCAAGAGGAUGAAGAGGAGGAGCCCAGAGGCUCCAGGGACAGCCUGGAACUUGAGGAUGAGGGAGAAGAGCCAUCCAGACAGGGCCAGGAGCACAGCAAGGAGGUAGCAGGGGAACGUGUGGAGCGGGAGGAUGAUGGAGAUGAAGCUGCAGAGGAGGACCCUACUGAAGCAGAGAGGUCACUUGAUUUGGCUGAGGAGGAUGAGAAGGCUGAGGAGAUGCAGGGAGGUGACAAUAACGAUGAUGAGCUGGGAUUUGGAAAAGAUGUGCGGAGCUCUGAAGAGGAGGAGGAAGAGGAGGAGGAAGAGCAACCCCGGGCACUGAGAGGAGGAAGGCAUCGCCUGGAGGAUGAGGAGAUGCAGGGAGAAGAGGACACCUUUCAGCCCAGGGAUGCCAAAAGUGAUGAGAUAGAGGAGGAGUCCUCCAGGGAGUGGGAAGACACCAAGAGGUGGAACAAAAUGGAUGAGCUGGCCAAGCAGCUGACAUCAAAGAAGCGCAUGGAGGAAAAUGAUAGUGAGGAAGACCCAGACAGGUCCAUGAAAAAGACAUUCAGGUCCCGCAAGUAUGCCUUCAGUAGCCCAGAGGAAGAUGUGAGAAGGUCAUGGAAGCGUCACUCGAAGGAGGACAGCAGUGAAGGAGGCUUUCCACUUGCUCCCAUGCCUGAAGAAAAGAAGGAUGAGGAAGGCAGCGCUAACAGGAGAACAGAGGACCAGGAGCUGGAGAGCCUGGCUGCCAUCGAGGCGGAGCUGGAGCGCGUCGCCCACAAGCUGCACGAGCUGAGGCGAGGCUGA